Molecule: messenger RNA, 4230 nt
Organism: Pseudopodoces humilis (Tibetan ground-tit)
Lineage: Eukaryota; Metazoa; Chordata; Aves; Passeriformes; Paridae
Gene: RPP30
Product: ribonuclease P/MRP subunit p30
Biological process (GO): translation; tRNA processing
Cellular component (GO): nucleolar ribonuclease P complex; ribosome
Molecular function (GO): RNA binding; structural constituent of ribosome
Source: RefSeq, a predicted model, not a curated record
GCCGCGGCCUCAGCAUGGCCGGCUUCGCCGACCUGAACCUGCCGCAAGGGCUGGACAAGAAGUCCCUGCAGAGCCUGCUGGAGGCCGCGGCUCACCUGGGAUAUUCUGCAGUUGCACUUAAUCAUGUCAUCGACUUUAAAGAAAAGAAACAGGAAAUCAUCAAGCCAGUAUCCCCUUCAGAGUUGUUUCCAUCUUUACCUAUUGUACAAGGGACAUCUAAAAAAAUUAAAGUCUUGACCCGGUUAACACUUGUUGUUUCUGAUCCUUCCCACUGUAAUCUCUUGAGAUCGACAUCUGCAAAUAUAAGGUUAUAUGACAUCAUAGCAGUAUUUCCAAAAACUGAGAAACUGUUCCAUAUUGCUUGCACGACACUAGAUGUGGAUCUGGUCUGCAUAAAUGUAACAGAAAAGCUGCCAUUCUACUUCCGAAGGCCCCCUGUGAAUAUGGCAAUAGAUCGAGGCAUUUACUUUGAACUUCUUUACACGCCUGCCAUCAAAGACUCUACAAUGAGAAGAUACACGAUUUCAAAUGCCAUCAGCCUGAUGCAGAUCUGCAAAGGAAAGAAUAUAGUUAUAUCUAGUGCAGCUGAAAGGCCUCUAGAGCUCCGAGGUCCUUAUGAUGUGGCUAAUCUAGGUUUGCUGUUUGGCCUCCCAGAAGGCGAAGCAAAGGCAGCUGUGUCCACCAACUGCAGGGCCACCAUGCUGCAUGGAGAAACUCGAAAGAGUGCCUGUGGCGUGGUCUACACAGUGAAGAAGCCUCGCAAGGUUGAGGAGGAAGAAACAGCAGUGCCAGCAUGCAAAAAAGCUAAGACUCAAGCUUGAGGACUGAACCAGUUGUCAACAGAAGCCUCUGUCUCUUCUUUACCCAGUGUUGAGUCUUCCUCCAACCUCCAGCUGAUCUAAUUUUUCCCUUACUACCUUGCUUAGCCUGCAGAAGAACUAUUCUUCCAGCAUUCAAGUGAGGAAAACUGUGACUGAGACUGCUGAACCAUAUUCACCACAUCUGAAAGGUCACGCUGGGCUUCUGGCCAAGGUCAGGAAACUGACUUUUCACCCUGCCUUAUGUCUCCUGGAGUUAAUGCAAACUCAACAUGGAAAUUUUCACUUGUACUCUUGCAUUCCUUUUUUAUUAAAACCAUGUCUAAGAACACAUGCCUUCAUAGUUUAGCUCUUCUGAUUUCUCAAGUUUUAAACGCAUCUCUGUACAACUGCAAGCCAGUAGAUGAAGUUUACCUUCAAGUGGCCUAUGAAGAAGAAUAAUAAUACAGUAAAAAAAAUAAAUUGCUUCCUAUUCAGUUUUAUGAUCAUGAAGAUCCCAGGAUUUGUCAGUUACUCAGAGGUAUCUUGGAUUCGGGUUACAGCAGGAGUUACUGACCUGACUUGUCAGAUACCUAUCCCAAAGGCCAUCUGUGUCCUCAGCUCUUAAAUCCAAACAGAUGUUAGAUCCAUUAGAUGUUUGCCAGAGAUGGGAAGGAAGAGCCUGAGGUUACACUGAGUGUGUGCUCAGCAGGGGAUGUUGCAGUGUAGGAGCUGUCUCACCUAGGCCUGAGCAGCCUCCACCUCACAUCAUCUUUACUGCACCAUUUCCUUCUUUACUUCCUGCUCUGGAAUUACCUAUGCACAUGUUCAUUUUGCUGCCUCUUGCUUUUCUGUUUUCCUUCAUUUUAAUUCCUCAGUAAACCAAAUCUGGCUGCCAAAAAACCAAUCAAACAGAUAUAAUCAGCAGAGCAUUUUUGGAGCUCUUCCUAAUGUUGACUGAAGUUUUUCUUUUCAUUAAAUGAAUAUAAAACUCACAUAAGCUACUGUAGUAAGAUACUGUUGAGCCAUUUUUACUGUGAGUAUUCCGGUUCUCUGCCAGUGCCCAACAGCAAGUUGAAAAGUGGAAGUGGUAACAUGUAAAAUAUACUGCAGAAAUCCUGCAGUGGGUCAUUUUUGAGCUCUUGGUGACUGGACUGAACAGUAUAGAUUAAGUUCUCGUAGAUUUAACAGUUCUAUAUAACGCUGGUGUAAGUCACAACAGGUUUUGCUUCAUUCAGCAAUUACAAAAUAUAUUUCCUGUAUGUUAUUAGUUGUUAAAUUUGUGACUUGAGUCCAUUUUAUUACAUGUAUUGGGGAGUUUUUUAUAUAUAUGUUUUUUAUAUGUGUGUGUGUGUAAAUAUAUAUAUAUGCAUUAAGUAUUUAUGGUAUUACCUCUAAAAUGAUGCUCUAACCAGAGAAGAAGCAAACUGUGUUUGGUGCAGUUUUCUGAAUGACAUUAAUCCUGCCUUGGACAGAGAAUAACCUACCUUGAACAUGACAGAAGAUCUUUGGUAACUGACAUAUGGAAGGAGGCUUUGAAUGCUUGAGAUCCUUUUUGCUGCUUGUUUGACUUUAAAAAAUUAAACUCUUCAUCUUUGUCCUUUAUUAGACACAGUGCUUUAGGAGCUGAUUGAAAAGUUUCUUCUCCCCCAGUUUCCUGAAGCACAUUGCUGUGGCCACCUGGGUGCCUGAAUGCUGCUGCUCAGGUGAUAAACAGACUGAGUGAGCCAGCACUGAUCAUUUCUGUUUCCUGCAAGGCUUGCUCCCAGUGUCCAGGUAAUUGGGCAGAAACAAGCAGGGAAGCUGUGGCUUGCAGCAAAGGGCAGCAAUUGAAGGUGUGCUGUAAUUUCUAGAGAAGGAUGUAUGCACAAAUUUGGCCUAUGGUAAUUAGGAAUUUAACUGAAUGCAGCACCUAAAUACCCCUCUACUCUGCUCUCUCCCACCUGGAGUGCUGUGUCUGGGCAGCACAGGAAGAACAUGGAGCUGUUGGAGUGUGUCCAGAGGGUCACAAAGCUGGGAAGAGGGAUGGAGCAUUUCUGUGUGGAACUGCUAAGAGAGCUGGGGUUGUUCAGCCUGGACAAUGGAAGGCUCCAGCGCCACCUUAUUGGGGCCUUUCAGUAUUUAAAGGGGACUUAUAAGAAAGAUUUCUCCACAAUUUUCAUCACAGCUUGUGAUGGGUUUAAUCUAAAAGAAGGUGGAUUUAGUUUGGAUGGAAGAAAGAAGUCUUUUACAAUGAGGGUGGUGAAGCACUAGAACAGGUUGUCCAGAGAGGUGGUAGAUAUCCUAUCCCUGGAAACGUUCAAGGCCAGGGGGGACAGGGUUCUGAGCAACCUGAUCUUGUUGAAAAUUCUCUGCUCGUUGCAGAGGGGUUGGAAUAGAUGAGCUUUAAAGGUCCUUUCCAGCCCAGAUUGUUCUAUGAUUCUAUGAAAUGGGACAUCAGGCCCUGGCUGACAGCGCUGAAGGUUGUCUUGCUUCUGCUAAGGCAAGGAAGAAGUGUCUGCCUUUCCUAACAGUACUUGACAUCUCUCUUGGCUUGGAUAACUGGAACUGUCUCGUGUUUCACAUAGUGACUAAGAAAUUAUAUUUUUUAAAUCAAACUCAGUAAUGGAACUGUAACUUUCUUUUACUAGCUAUUCAAAGUAUGGUGUUUCUGCUUUCACAUGUGUCUCCAUUUAACUAAGUCAGUCAGAUGGGGUUUAUCUAACAGUGGCAGGGAGGUUGCUCAAGGGAUGGCUGCUCUUGGCAGCUGAGACUUUUUUUAAUUUUUAAGAAUUUUACAGCAGACACGCUGUGAACUUUCUUUAAAGAGAAACAGAAUUACCCCAUGCAUGCUCACCACUCCAGCAAGUAAAAAGAACCACUCUAUUAAUUUAAUCUGAAAUGGAUCCGUUCAAAAUUUACAGAAAAAGCAGUACAAAUUUACAAAUAUACAUAAUCUGAUUUUGCAUUCUUCUAUCAUCAUACUUUGUAGUAGUCAAAUUUUAAAAAAAUUCACUUCCCUGAUACAGUCUCCUCUCACCUUCACAACAUUGUAUCUGAAUCCUUCAGUCCAGAGGUGUACAUGGUGGCUGCAGCUCUGUCCUCGAGCUCGUUAGCAACCACCAUUGCCAAACCCUGAGUAAACACCAUUACUGAACUACUUCAUUAAAUCCACUUGGCACCUCAGUAUACCUUCUUCCAUUGCUCUUCCACAUACCGCCACUCAAUUCACAGGUUAUUUUAGUAGUGAGACAAGGCAACAGUUGCAAGUAUUUGCUAUUUAGAGCUAUUGGAAGGCUUGAGGAAAGUUGCUAAUCUAGUUGAAAAUGCUGCCAUUUAAGACAAAAGGAUUUGUGUUGCUGGCAAAAAUUGCAUUUAGACCAUCUAUAAAAAAAAAAAAAAGCUUAAAUAAUGAGCAUCAUUAAAAAUUACUUUUAAAUAAAUAAUAAAUAAA